AGUUAUGAUAAGUUCGUAUGGGACGCGAGCAUUUCGCGUGAACCGUACGUGGAUUCGAUGGGCGACGUGCCAGCGUGUAUAUACCCUGCUGGGACGGGUAAUGUCCGGUAUUACCAACAGCGGGAACAUAUCCGAGCGCUCGCGGCGACGAGGGGGAUAGUAAGGGACCCAUAUGAUCCUGUCACAUCCCCAUGUGCUUCCCCCCCUCUGGAGGGAAUGAGGAGUCCAAUCAUAUGACUGAUCCCCUCUGGUGUCAACCCCUCAACGACACCUAUAAGAACGAGAAUUUCUCUGCGAGCUUGCCUCGGUGACUCUUCUUCCACUGACCAUCACCAUCACCUCCCUCCAACUUGAAGAGUCCACAGUCGCUUCAUCAUGAGUUACAACAAGCGGAUUGCCGCAAACCCCUAUAUUGUAGGGACGUUCGCAUGUAUUGGAGGGGGGUUAUUCGGAUUAGACAUCUCGUCUAUGUCCGGCGUCUUGAGUAACCCCGCAUACCUCAAGACCUUUCACAAUCCCGGUUCAAAUGCGCAGGGUGCUAUCGUAGCAUCCAUGCCGGCUGGUUCUCUUCUCGGUGCACUCCUGGUUACAAAACUUGCCGACUCGCUGGGCCGCAAGAAGACCAUCAUCCUAGCCAGUCUUAUCUGGGUUAUCGGUGCUAUACUGCAAUGUGCUUCGGUGGACCGUGGUAUGCUCGUGGUUGGCCGUAUCAUCGCUGGUAUCUCCGUCGGUAUCUCCUCCGCCAUCGUACCGGUCUACCAAUCAGAGAUCACCGCUCCCGCCAUUCGUGGUCGCCUGGUUUCCUUCCAGCAGUGGUCGAUCACUUGGGGAAUCCUGUUGCAAUACUUUGUCCAGUUUGGAUGCUCCUACAUCAAUGGCACUGCCUCGUUCCGUAUCCCAUGGGGGCUCCAAAUGAUACCUGCCAUCAUUCUUGGCAUCGGCAUGACAUGGUUCCCUGAAUCACCACGUUGGUUGGUGGAUCACGACAGGGAACAAGAAGCAUUGCAGAUUCUCGCCGAUCUCCACGGUGGUGGAAAUAAACAGGACGAACUUGUCGUUCUCGAGUUUGAAGAAAUCAAGCAACAGGUAUACUUUGAACGGAACGAGGGUGCCAAGUCUUACAUGGACCUCUUCAAACCUGGUGUCUUCCGUCGUGUUAUCCUCGGUUGUUCUCUUCAAAUGUGGUCCCAGCUGUCCGGCAUGAAUGUCAUGAUGUAUUACAUCAUCUACGUUUUCCAGGGCGCUGGUUUGACCGGUCGUCGUGGCAACCUGAUCGCCGACUCCGUGCAAUACAUUCUCAACGUACUCUUCACAGUCCCCGCUAUCUGGUAUAUCGACAAGUGGGGCCGCCGCUGGAUGCUAAUUCUUGGAUCGUUCUUUAUGGGCGUUUUCCUUUCCCUCGUCGGUGGUCUCCAAGGCGGAUUCGGCGAAUGGGGGGUUGUCGAUAAUUCGUCUGUGUGGGUCAUCAAUAACCAUCCAGCCGUCACGAGGGCUAUCAUCGUCUGCUCGUAUUUGUUCGUAUGCUCUUUCGCGAUCACGAUGGGCCCGGCGUCGUGGACGUAUCCUGCAGAGAUCUUCCCGAUGCGCGUGCGUGGUAAGGCCGUCUCGAUCUCCACGGCGACCAACUGGAUGUUCAACUUUGCCCUCGCAUGGGCAGUCCCACCGGCACUGAGCUCCAUUGCAUGGAAGACAUACUUUAUCUUUGCCGCGUUCAACUUUGCUGCUACAAUCCACUUCACUUUCUGCUUCCCGGAGACGGCGCAACGUACCCUGGAAGAAAUCGAGGAGGUAUUCGCACAAGGACAUGCAUUCGCCGCCUGGAAGAUCAAAAGAAAUGUUGGAAGGAAGAACUUGCACGAAGUUCUUGCCGAAAAGGGUGAUAGGCACUCGCUGCAGGCCAAGGAGAGUGCUUGAUGAAUACUUUCCUGUCUUUUUUUUUCCUGCGACUUGAAUAGUGUAUUUUUGUUUUUCCUAUUGAAUCUAG
Messenger RNA from Pisolithus orientalis, 1984 nucleotides. RefSeq names its product general substrate transporter. Gene Ontology annotation, biological process: transmembrane transport; carbohydrate transport. The record is from RefSeq and is a predicted model, not a curated record. Gene Ontology annotation, cellular component: membrane. Lineage: Eukaryota; Fungi; Basidiomycota; Agaricomycetes; Boletales; Pisolithaceae. Gene Ontology annotation, molecular function: carbohydrate:proton symporter activity. The transcript has 8 exons. Bases 376 to 1914 code for a protein of 512 amino acids.